CAGAACACACACCACAGCCUCCACACGCCUCAUCUCCUCAAACCAGAGCGAGAGGACCAGGGAGAGGGAGAGGGAGGGUACAGGUGACUGGUGAACAGCAGCAUCACUCAGAGGCAUCUCCCUCACUGGGGGAGAGAGGGAGAAAGAGGUGGGGAGAGGAGAAGUGGGAAGAGUGAGGAGAAAAGCGAGAGAGAGCUCAGCAGUAAGAGAAAUAAGUUUUUAGUUGGAGGGAGGACAAGCAAGGGAGUUUGGAGUGAGGGAGUGUGGUGGGUGGCAGUGGGGGGGACUGGAAGCUUCAUUUUCCCAUUUCUUUUUAAUCGGCUGUGAGCACCGCCUGCCUCCUCUCUUCUCCUAGUCCCCUCCGUCUCCUCCUCCUCCUCCUCCUCCUCCUCUUCUUCCUCCUCUCUGCUCCUCUUCUCAUCCCGACUCUCUCCCAGCUCCCGCCGUGGGGUCUCAGCUCUCCGUCUCCCUCCCCCCCUCCCUCGCUCCCUACCUCCCCCGGGCCCUCCUGGGAGCCUCCGGGCUGCUGCGCCGCAGGAGGAUGUCUCGCAGGGAGUCUCCGCCGCCACCUUCGCCACCUCCACCUCCGCAGCUGCUGGGAGUGCGGAGAGGGGAGGUAGAGUGCGAAGAUCGUCCGGAGCGCGCCGAGCCGCUGUCUGAUGCUGAGAGGGAGAUCAUCCAGGACACGUGGGGGCAAGUCUACAAGAACUGUGAGGACGUGGGAGUGUCUGUGCUCAUAAGGUUCUUUGUCAACUUCCCAUCGGCCAAACAGUACUUCAGCCAGUUCCAGGACAUGGAGGAUCCUGAUGAGAUGGAGCGAAGCAGCCAGCUUCGGCACCAUGCCCGCAGGGUAAUGAACGCCAUCAAUACUGUGGUGGAGAACCUCCAUGACCCAGAGAAGGUGUCGUCAGUGCUGGCUUUGGUGGGAAAGGCCCAUGCCCUCAAACACAAGGUGGAACCCAUGUACUUCAAGAUUUUGAGCGGUGUGAUGCUGGAGGUGUUAUCUGAAGAUUUCCCAGAGUUCUUCACAGCAGAGGUGCAGAUGGUGUGGACCAAACUGAUGGGAGCGGUGUACUGGCAUGUGACGGGGGCCUACACAGAGGUUGGCUGGCUCCAGGUCUCCAGCUCAGCAGUGUGAAGAGUUUGGAAGAAGAAGAGAAGAUAAAGGAAUUCCAAUUGCAAGGAGUUCUGUGAGGAUGGUUUCACAGACAUGGAUAAGAUUAAUGUGGUAAUCCGUGCAACUCUGUACUUUAUUUUGGUGCCAUUUUGGUGCUGAGCAUUUAUUGCUGUGGUGUUUCUGUAUCACAACACAAUCCAGAAAUCACUUGGAUGCCAAACAAUGUAGCCAGGCAACAUUUUACUUUUAUGAAGAUUUAGCUAGUUUAUGUGGUGCUUUGGGCCUGUGCCAUGUAGGGUGUCACUGCUAAUGCUAUCCAGUUCUUCUACUGUUUAUUUUAUUUUAUUUUAUUUUUUUAAAAUGUAUUUAUAACAAAUUGUUGCUGCCAAAAGCAUCACUUCAAAACAUCACUUCCUAUGUGGCAUGGGAUCAUUCCCACUAAACAGCUACCAAGUGCUCAGAAAAGCAAAUCCAAAAGCUUUCAUAAAAUUGUAGAUUAAGUUACUGUUCUGUUACAUUCGCUGAUAAUUGACCCUUCACUAAACCCUGUUCGCCUUAGUUACUGUUGCUAGGCCCCUCAAGCUUUUGAAUCUUGUUGUCAAUGAUAAUGGUGGCAAAUUAGCAAUACAAGAUUCUCAGUAAAUUUUGUAACAAUCCUCGACGUUCCUUGAUUUUUGCAGGUUUCAGUAGCUAGUUAAUUAAUGUUAGCUAAGUAAGUUAUCCAUGAAAGCAUCUUAAAUAAGCACUUGAAGGCUCCAAAACAGAUAUUUGCUAUUUUGCUAAAAGAUUAAAGCUACAUAUCCCAAAUAAACAGAAGAACAGUAUUUUUAUUUAUUUGUAUUUUUUGUUGUAUGAUAGCAAGUGUGGGUACUACACACUGAACUUUUGUUUUUCAUAACCUGUGACCACACAAAGUUACUCAUAUAGUUUACCGUAUGUUAACGUUAUGUUGGACAGUUGUUUUUCGUGGUUUGGGUUUUAGUGAAUGGUCAGCUUGGGAUGGCAGAAAUAUUAAUUUAUUUAUAUCAAAACGUUGCCGAUUAUUACUUUACAGAGUUCAUUUCUGUGGAAACCUAAAGCGAGAGGAGCAUCUUCCAGCUCAGCUGCACAAAUGAAUACACCUCAUGAUAUUUUGAAAGAGAGAUAAAGAAAUGUUUAAAUGAUUUUUAAGCUCUGAGACGGGGGCAGUUAGUUGUUGAAGCCCUGACUAUGGGACCAUGGAGCUGCUGACUGUUAAUAGAUUCUCUUUGUGUCCUACUACAGUAUAUCCUCAUAUACAGGGGACAUAAGCCCCUUUCUCUCUCUAUUGAUGCAUUGUGUGCUCUUAAUGUCUUGUUUAACUUUACAGAGGUGUUGUUUGUAUUAGUGUACAGUGGGCAAGUGUGCAUACUCUUCUGCCUUUGUUUACAACUCAUUGACACGUUUAUCUUUUAACGUGUUAAAGAGGGCUGUUUUUUCUUUGCUAAAAGUCUCAGACUAGCGGCAAUGCUUUUUUUUAUUUGCCCACAACGUUCAUUACAAAAACUUACAACAUCGUGAAAGUAAAAUGGAAAAUAUCAGCAGGUGGACGCAAUCAGCAACUACACAUACACAUCCCCACACAGACCUGCUAUAAGACCUCCCCUACACUAAUAUUUACAGGACUGUCAGUUAGUUUACAUCUUCAAAACCCCAUCAGAGAGACGUGCUCCAUUAAGAGCUUUAAAAAGUCGCUCUGGAGGUCUACGAAAAACAUUUCAGUUUUAGAAGUGCCAUCAGUCGGUUUCCUUAUAUCACUGAACACAGGUUUUUCCUCACAGUUUCUCUCUAAACUCAUGCAGACAUCAUGUUCAGUUUGUUCAGUCCUCAAACAUGCCACAUGCUGUCAAACUAACUUUCUUUACCUUACUUAACCUCAUCUUCUUUCUCACCUGCACUUCAGUAAUCACAGUCGCUGGACUGUGUGCACUCCUGCUCACAGUCCCCAUCUGCAAGUCUCUCUCUAGUCAAUUCCCAAACAUACACGGCAAAUCUGUUUAGGAUGGACAUUUGAUCCAAUCUUCAGUUUGCAUCUGCUCCAGUGACGUCCUAUAUCUCCCAUCUGACCCCCCUUGGCAUCGGCAUCUGGCAUUAAUGAGGAAGUAAUGAGUCUCCUCUCCUCCUCAUUUGGUCAUUCAUCUACUGUAACUUUCCAUUGCCUCCGUUAGGACCGCGUCACUGAGAACAAAAACAAUUAUGACUGGACAGAUGGUCUUAACCAUUCACAACAAUGCUUUCUUGAAAUCUCUUUCAUAGAUUCAUACAUCAUCAUUACGGAAAUAAGUUUAGCAUAGUUGCACUUGAGAAAAAAUAUCAGAAAUAAAAAAACCUUUAUCUAAUGUUUUAAGUUACUUCCUUUACACGUUAUGCCUUGAGUUAAACCAGUCGUGUCUAAAGUUUAUCUAACGUGCCACACAAAAUGCCCAUUAACAUGUAAAUUUACUGAAUUUGUAUAAGCCAGGAAGAAUAUUGGGGAAACUAAAAGAAAAAAAAUAUGGCUUUAUACUUGGCUGAAAUAGGGAAUUUGUUGUAUCAAUAAAAACAAAAUAUAUGAUACGCUUUAUAUAACAUUUGGAAUCACAGGUGGAUGGAAAUAUGAAUUAAUUGACAUUUUCCUUUGCUGUUUUUUUUUUAACCUACAUCUAAACUACUGGUAUUAGAGUUAUUCUUGCAUUUUCUGUGAGUUACAACAUAAUUACCUUGCUAUGAGUAAAAGGGGAAACAAUUGUUUUGUUUGAGAUAAGAUAAUUUAACUUGUGCUCUUGAAAUAAUUGAAGCAACACAACCAGAGACACUCUGGCUUUAGUGUCUAUAAAACCGGCCAUUGCAAGUUUCCCAAGAAUUCUCAUUAACUGAGUUCCUUUUCAAGUUGAACUGGAGAGUCGUAAGCCUAUGUCACACAGUGAUACGUCAGACAAGUGGAUAAAAAUA
This is a messenger RNA of Larimichthys crocea (large yellow croaker), 4066 nucleotides long. It is a transcript of the gene cygb2, whose product is annotated as cytoglobin 2. The record is from RefSeq and is a predicted model, not a curated record. The transcript is spliced from 3 exons. Gene Ontology annotation, biological process: oxygen transport. Gene Ontology annotation, molecular function: oxygen binding; oxidoreductase activity; iron ion binding. Bases 542 to 1138 code for a protein of 198 amino acids. Lineage: Eukaryota; Metazoa; Chordata; Actinopteri; Sciaenidae.